GCGCCCUCGCUCUCGCGCUCUCCUAGGCAAGCGCGCUCCCGGCCGGCGCGCUCCGGACUCCGGCUUCUCCCGGCUCCUGUCAGUGCGGUGACUGCGCUGGGAAACAUGGCGACCGAGGGAAUGAUCCUCACAAACCACGACCAUCAAAUCCGUGUCGGAGUCCUCACAGUGAGUGAUAGCUGCUUCAGGAAUCUUGCAGAAGACCGCAGUGGGAUAAAUCUAAAAGAUCUUGUCCAAGACCCUUCUUUGUUGGGUGGGACUAUAUCAGCAUACAAGAUAGUACCAGAUGAAAUAGAAGAAAUCAAGGAAACACUCAUAGACUGGUGUGAUGAGAAGGAACUUAAUUUGAUAUUGACAACUGGAGGAACAGGGUUUGCACCACGAGAUGUCACUCCAGAGAAAUUCCCAACAUUCCCAUUUUGUGGGCUCCAGAAAGGGGCCACAAAAGAAGUAAUAGAACGGGAAGCACCAGGGAUGGCCCUGGCAAUGCUGAUGGGAUCACUUAAUGUUACACCUCUGGGCAUGCUCUCUAGACCAGUGUGUGGAAUUAGGGGGAAAACACUGAUAAUUAACCUACCUGGUAGCAAGAAAGGAUCUCAGGAAUGCUUUCAGUUCAUACUGCCAGCUCUACCUCACGCCAUUGACCUUUUACGUGAUGCCAUUGUAAAAGUAAAGGAGGUGCAUGAUGAACUUGAAGACUUACCUUCCCCACCACCUCCCCUCUCUCCACCUCCUACUACUAGCCCCCACAAACAGACAGAAGACAAAGGGGUUCAAUGUGAAGAAGAGGAAGAAGAGAAGAAAGACAGUGGUGUAGCUUCAACAGAAGAUAGUUCCUCAUCUCACAUAACCGCAGCAGCUAUUGCUGCAAAGAAGUACCCAUCCUACACCAGUCCUGCUGUUUUCAUGGCACAUCAUGGGCAGCCCAUCCCUGGUCUCAUCACUUAUGCCCAUCAUGCAACAGACAGUGCAGAUGAACGGAUUCCAGACUCCAUCAUCUCUCGUGGUGUUCAGGUGCUCCCACGAGACACAGCCUCCCUUAGCACUACUCCUUCAGAGUCGCCACGUGCUCAGGCUACUUCUCGCCUCUCCACAGCUUCCUGUCCAACACCAAAACAAAUUAGACGGCCGGAUGAAAGCAAAGGAGUUGCUAGUAGAGUUGGAUCCCUCAAAGCUCGGCUUCCGUCGUGCUCAUCUACCUAUAGUGUAUCUGAGCUCCACUCUAGAUUGGAAGGGCUUAAAGAUGAACUCUGGAGGAAUAGAGGCUACGACUUAAGAGUCCAGUCCAGGUGCAGCAGCAAGGAGAACAUUCUAAGAGCCAGUCACAGUGCUGUAGAUAUCACCAAGGUGGCUAGAAGACAUCGCAUGUCUCCUUUCCCGCUGACAUCUAUGGACAAAGCCUUCAUUACAGUCCUGGAAAUGACGCCGGUGCUUGGUACAGAAAUCAUCAAUUACCGAGAUGGAAUGGGACGAGUCCUUGCUCAAGAUGUAUAUGCAAAAGACAACCUACCCCCCUUCCCAGCAUCCGUAAAAGAUGGCUAUGCUGUUCGAGCUGCUGAUGGUCCAGGAGAUCGUUUCAUCAUUGGGGAAUCCCAAGCUGGUGAACAGCCAACUCAGACAGUAAUGCCAGGACAAGUGAUGCGGGUUACAACAGGUGCUCCAAUCCCCUGCGGUGCUGAUGCAGUAGUGCAAGUUGAAGAUACUGAACUCAUCAGGGAAUCAGAUGAUGGUACUGAAGAACUUGAAGUGCGAAUUCUGGUGCAGGCUCGGCCAGGCCAAGACAUCCGACCCAUCGGCCAUGACAUUAAAAGAGGGGAGUGUGUUUUGGCCAAAGGAACCCAUAUGGGCCCUUCAGAGAUUGGUCUCCUUGCAACUGUAGGUGUCACAGAAGUGGAAGUUAAUAAGUUUCCAGUGGUUGCCGUAAUGUCAACAGGAAAUGAGCUGCUAAAUCCUGAAGAUGACCUCUUACCAGGAAAGAUUCGAGACAGCAAUCGGUCAACACUUCUAGCAACAAUUCAGGAACAUGGUUACCCCACAAUCAACCUGGGAAUUGUGGGAGACAACCCAGAUGACUUACUCAAUGCCUUGAAUGAGGGUAUCAGCCGUGCUGAUGUCAUCAUCACAUCAGGAGGUGUAUCCAUGGGGGAAAAGGACUAUCUCAAGCAGGUGCUGGACAUUGAUCUUCAUGCUCAGAUCCAUUUUGGCAGGGUUUUUAUGAAGCCAGGCUUGCCAACAACAUUUGCAACUUUGGAUAUUGAUGGUGUAAGAAAAAUUAUUUUUGCACUACCAGGGAAUCCUGUAUCAGCUGUGGUUACCUGCAACCUCUUUGUUGUACCUGCACUGAGAAAGAUGCAGGGGAUCUUGGAUCCUCGGCCAACCAUCAUCAAAGCCAGGUUAUCAUGUGAUGUAAAACUGGACCCUCGCCCAGAAUACCACCGGUGUAUACUGACUUGGCAUCACCAAGAACCACUGCCCUGGGCCCAGAGUACAGGUAAUCAGAUGAGCAGCCGUCUGAUGAGCAUGCGCAGCGCCAAUGGAUUGCUGAUGCUACCUCCAAAGACAGAGCAGUAUGUGGAGCUCCACAAGGGCGAGGUGGUGGACGUCAUGGUCAUUGGGCGGCUAUGAUGGUGGCCAACAGGAGAAAGCUUUGAUGCAUGUCCACAUAUCAUUGACUGUAUCCUGUAAUAUGCAACGGCACAGCUAGUUUUUCUGAUCUGGAUAAAAGUUGAUCUGUAUAGUCAACACCUUGAACUAUAUUUCAAAUGAAUUUAAAUACCUUUUAAAGAAAAAAAAAACACCUAAGAAUAAA
Messenger RNA from Acomys russatus (golden spiny mouse), 2809 nucleotides. RefSeq names its product gephyrin (gene Gphn). Gene Ontology annotation, molecular function: molybdopterin molybdotransferase activity. The record is from RefSeq and is a predicted model, not a curated record. Lineage: Eukaryota; Metazoa; Chordata; Mammalia; Rodentia; Muridae. Bases 106 to 2625 code for a protein of 839 amino acids. The transcript is spliced from 27 exons. Gene Ontology annotation, cellular component: cytosol; postsynaptic membrane; dendrite. Gene Ontology annotation, biological process: glycine receptor clustering; gamma-aminobutyric acid receptor clustering; postsynaptic neurotransmitter receptor diffusion trapping.